ACUACGGAUCACGUAUUGUGUUGACUGUCUUUUCAACUGCAGUCACCAUUGUUGCUAAGUGACGCUGCCGAUACCGCUGCGAAAUCGAAGGGUUGGAUUGAUUUGGACAAUUUAUUUCGCUGAUAAAACAUUGCUACCCCAACAUGCCGACUAUUGUUGAGAUAGUGGAUGAAGAACCGCCUGUAGAUCUGGCACCAGUCUUUGUCACAGAAGUCAAAACUAGUCCCACAGCACCUGCUGGGAAAACUGGCAAACGAGUUUCCAGUGAGUCCACCGAAGCAUUGGAUGAGGUGGAGGCAGAGAACAUUCUUGGGGAGGAGGUUGUGGAUGGCUUGCUGCAGAGUGAUGAACCAGUCAGUGAAGGGCUAGAAGGAGGAGAAAGAGAGGGAAAAGGGGAACCGCAAGUGUUGAAGGCCCAAGAUGAACCAAGCAAGAAGGAAAGAAACAGAAAGGAGGAGGAUGAAAAGGAGACAGACUCAAAGGUUCCCGAGGACGACGACAGAUAUCCAAGAAUGACAGAGAAAGCAUUGAAGGCUAUCUGCAAGCAACAUGACCUGUACAGAACACCUGAACUCAAUGAUGUCCUCUAUCUUCAUUACAAAGGCUACACUCGCAUCGAAGGACUUGACAAGUACACCGGACUGAAGGCCAUCUACCUGGAGUGCAACGGGUUCCGCAAGAUCGAGAACCUUGACCAUCAGACGGAGCUGCGGUGCCUGUACCUGCAGCAGAACAUCAUCAGCAGGAUUGACAACCUGCAGAACAUGGUCCACCUGGACACACUGAAUGUCUGCCACAACCAUAUCACCAGGAUAGAGAACAUUGCUUGUUUAACGAAGCUGAACACUCUUCAGAUCACCCACAACAGACUGACCACGGCGGAAGACCUGAUGGAACUCAAGGACUGUCCUAACCUCAGUGUUCUGGAUCUCUCUCAUAAUCGCAUCGAUGACCCAAAGAUCUUGGAGGUCUUUGCGGCCAUGCCCGUUCUGAGGGUGUUGAAUCUGAUGAACAACCCGGUCAUUAAACGGAUCAAGAAUUACCGCAAGACACUCAUUCGGGACGUGAAAAACUUGACCUAUCUGGAUGACAGACCUGUAUUCCCGAAAGAGAAAGCUUGUACCCUAGCAUGGUGGGAAGGAGGUCGCGAGGCGGAGAAAGCCGAGAGAGAUCGUUGGAUCAACAAGGAGAGGCAGAAGAUCUUGGACAGUGUAGAAGCUCUCGCUUCUAUCAGAAGGAGAAACAUAGAGAAGAGGAAAGAAAGAGAAGCCAAAGAGUUAGAAGAGCAUGGUCCUGACUUCAAACGAGAGAUCCCUGAUCCCGAGACCUUCAUCCACCAGCCCCCUGAAGAUGAAGAGCUCUUUACGUUCAACAUUGAGAAACCAUCCAGUCAGCAGAAAGCAGCUUCAGUCAGCCCUCGAGCAGCUUGGUCUGAUCAACCAACAUCUUCAGAAGAUAUUGAUGAAGGAAAGAUUAACAUUGAUGAUCUUCCCGACCUAGAGGACAUCGAUGAAGACGAGAUGAUGUGGGCCAGAAAAUCACAAAAUAAACUACUCAUUGAAGACAUUACUCCAACCAAGCAAACAGCUUCCGUAGCAACGGAUGACAGCAAACCCUCCUCAUCAAGUCGUAUUCUCAUAGAAGAGUUCGAACCAAUCAAGAGUGAAGUAAGCCGGCCGACAGGGAGAGGAGAUGCUAUGGUGUCCCCAACGAGUAUGAUUGAAGAUAUCACAUUAUCCGAAGGCCCUGCUAAAGAGGAGAAAAGCUUUGAUCAACUCAAGGCAGAGUUCAGCGACAUGGAGACGAGGUUGCCGAGAAGCUGGCAGCUGAAAGAGCAGUUCAGUGCUGCACCCAGCGGCUCCCUGGGGGAGGAGGUUGCCACAGCGCAAGAAGCUGCACCACCAAGCAGACUCCUAGUGGAAGAGCUAGGGCCUGUGAGUGAUGGUGAUGGUGCAGCGAGGGGUUCACUGGGGGAGGAGGAGGCCGAUGAGGAGAGUGAAAUGAUCAAAGAGAGGAAAGAAGAUGAAUACCUCACUUCUGAACAAGAGAGGCAGAAGGAGAUUGAGCAGAAGAUUUGGGAGCUGGCAGCCAACGCAGGAUCCACACUGGACCGGAAUGAGACGGGCGGUCUCAACAGCGAACUUAUGAGAACACUCAGGUCAAAAUACCAGGGCAUGGGACCUUAAGGUGUCUUAAUGGAAACAUGGGGCCUUAAGGUGUCUUAAUGGACACAUGGGGCCUUAGGGUGUCUUAAUGGAGACAUGGGGCCUUAAGGUGUCUUAAUGGAGACUGGGGGCCUUAAGGUGUCUUAAUAGAUGGAGGAUGCCCACACCAGAGUUUUUUGUCUAGGAACUGGCUCUAUUACCAACAUUGCAUUGGUUUUAACCAGGUAUACAUUUUGAAGACGUUAACAAUUUGAAACUGGGAGUCUCAACGGCGAACUUAUGAGAACACUCAUGUCAAAAUACCAGGGCAUGGGGCCUUAGGGCGUCACCUUUGAUAGAGCUUGCUGACAGUUGCAAUUGCGGGACAUUUGG
Molecule: messenger RNA, 2537 nt
Organism: Strongylocentrotus purpuratus (purple sea urchin)
Lineage: Eukaryota; Metazoa; Echinodermata; Echinoidea; Camarodonta; Strongylocentrotidae
Product: dynein assembly factor 1, axonemal
Exons: 16
Coding region: 144-2186 (680 amino acids)
Molecular function (GO): protein binding
Source: RefSeq, a predicted model, not a curated record